This is a messenger RNA of Lizanozyma spartinae, 693 nucleotides long. RefSeq names its product Cta6p (gene CTA6). NCBI's taxonomy places the organism in Eukaryota, Fungi, Ascomycota, Pichiomycetes, Serinales, Debaryomycetaceae. The transcript has a single exon. Bases 1 to 693 code for a protein of 230 amino acids. The record is from RefSeq and is a predicted model, not a curated record.
AUGUCACUAGAUACUAUAUACUCUUACAUGCACAUGGACGACCCGAAUCGGGUGCUUUACAUGCAAUCAUGGCAAUUGGAUUCCGACAUUGCAUUUGAUGAUAUUGAUACUCAUACGCUUACCGAAGCGACUAUGCAUUUAUUUCCAUUAGCAUAUCUUCAACAGGAAGAAGAAGAUGGAGGGAUUAUUCUAGUGAAUAACACUAAUUUCAGUUCUAAUUCUAAAUUUAGACAAAAGCAUCAAAAGGAAAGAAUAUGGCAAGACUUAGAUAUCAAUUUUCUAGAACUACAUAAUGCCCAUACCAAAAAUCACCUUCAAACAACAGAAAGCAAUCAACGGGUAGACACUGGGUUUCCCUUUCAAAGUGAAGCAGUUUCUGGAUUCGAAUCACACCAAACGCAACGAGAUCGUACUUUGUUGACUCCAAUGCAUGAUGCCGACUUGGGACAGUUCUUAGCCAAUGGGUAUCAACUGUUACGACCCCAACAAUUCACUAUGGCAACUUCACCACCUCAAUUCAAUUUUCUGUUGGAUGAAACAACUGAAUUCCCAACGCCAUCUAUCGGGAAUUCAAAUACAGUAAGUAACAAUAGAAACCCUUCGGGUUUGAUGCAAACUCCCCGAAUAACCAGAGUUCGACAAUCGUCGACUGAUCGAAACUUCCAGACCCCAAUCGCACGUAUAGUUCGAUGA